Molecule: messenger RNA, 2976 nt
Organism: Alternaria arborescens
Lineage: Eukaryota; Fungi; Ascomycota; Dothideomycetes; Pleosporales; Pleosporaceae
Product: GPI ethanolamine phosphate transferase 1
Exons: 4
Coding region: 1-2976 (991 amino acids)
Biological process (GO): GPI anchor biosynthetic process
Cellular component (GO): endoplasmic reticulum membrane
Molecular function (GO): mannose-ethanolamine phosphotransferase activity
Source: RefSeq, a predicted model, not a curated record
AUGGCGCAAUUCGGUCGCUAUAGGUUCCUGCUAAUAGCGGUGGUGUUCCAUCUGCUGUACAUAUGGAGUUGUUUCUCCACCUACUUUACGAGUCCUAUCGUUCAUGGCAUGCGCGAGCACCGUGUAGAGACGCAAGAAGCUCCCGCUAAACGCUUGGUACUUUUUGUUGGUGACGGUCUCCGUGCAGACAAGGCAUUUCAAUCGUUCCCCAACCCUGACCCAAAUCCUCCGAUCCCUCUCGCCGACAAUACAACCACCCCGCGCCCUCUCGCUCCCUUUCUUCGCUCUCGCGUCCUGGAACAUGGCACCUUUGGCGUUUCCCAUACACGGGUGCCUACCGAAUCCCGCCCUGGACAUGUAGCGCUCAUCGCAGGCUUAUAUGAGGAUGUCUCAGCAGUCACAACGGGAUGGAAGCUGAACCCAGUGAACUUCGACAGCGUCUUCAACCGCAGUCGGCAUACAUGGAGUUGGGGCAGUCCCGAUAUUCUUCCCAUGUUUGAGACAGGUGCAGUGCCUGGAAGAGUCGACGCAUACUGCUAUGGCGCGGAAGAGGAGGAUUCCUCCAAAGACGCCUGGGUGUUGGAUGAAUGGGUAUUUGAGCGCGUCAAGAAGCUGUUCGCUGACGCCAAGACGAACGCGACACUGGAUGCUGAGCUGAGGCAAGAGAAGAGCGUCUUCUUUCUCCACUUGCUUGGGCUGGAUACUACGGGUCAUGCGCAUCGACCUUACUCGUGGCAGUAUCUGCAUAAUAUUCAGCUCGUGGAUCGCGGGGUCCAGGAGAUUACGCAGCUGAUUGAAGAGUUCUACAACGACGACAAGACUUCUUUUGUGUUCACAGCGGACCAUGGCAUGAGCGACUGGGGAAGUCACGGAGAUGGACACCCAGACAAUACGCGUACGCCCUUGAUCGCAUGGGGUGCUGGUGUCGCGCCUCCUGUGAAGAACACGUCAGGUGUUGCUAGAGGCCACACCGAGUUCUCUUCGGAUUGGAACCUGGACGAGAUUGAGCGACAUGACGUCGACCAGGCUGACGUUGCGGCAUUGAUGGCUUAUCUAGUGGGACUCGACUUCCCAACCAACUCAGUCGGAGUCUUGCCGCUUUCCUACCUUGACAAAGACCCCAAAGCCAAGGCAGAAGCUCUUCUUGUUAAUGCCAAGGAGAUAUUGGAGAUGUAUCAUGUUAAAGAAGAGAUGAAGAAGGAGACACAGCUACGAUACAGGCCUUUCUCUGGUUUGGGUGACGAAGCACAUUCUGUCGAGCAUCGCGUUGCCGAUAUACAGUCAUUGAUCAACAAAGGCAGCGCAGACGAGGCUAUUCGCAAGACGUACGAGCUUAUUGACCUUGGUCUCGAAGGCCUGCGGUAUUUGCAGACUUACGAUUGGCUUUUCCUCCGGACGUUGGUGACUGCUGGCUAUGUUGGCUGGAUCGCUUUCGCCAUCACCACAGUUGUCGACCUACAUGUGCUCACCGAACAUGUGCCGGCACAGAGAACAGUGGCUAGUAUGGUGAUAUUCUCUUCUGUGCUUGUUGCGCUAUAUGGGGUUUUCUUCAAACAAGAAUCACCGGUCAUCUACUAUGCAUAUGCGUUCUUCCCGGUCCUGUUCUGGGAGGAAGUCUUUGCCCAGAGGCUAUCGCUUGUCAAGGGCGGCAAGAUUCUGUUUGGCCAUCUCAACUCUGGCGCUGAUGUCGCAAAACUAGUGUUUGCGACUAUUGGCUUCUUCGGAUUACUCCAGGCUUUGGUUCAAAGCUACUUUGUAAGGGAGAUUUACACGGUAUGUUACCUGCUCGCAACACUCUGGCCAGCAGUGUAUGGGCAGGAUUUCGUGAAGAAGAACAUGGCGACUGUCGCCACUUGGGCUUUGUCUUGCAUAGCCAUGAGCGCUUUCACACUACUGCCAGCCAACAAGGCAGAGGACAUUCGUCUCAUCCUGCUUGGAGGUGUAUUGAUGUUUGCCAUUGGCAUACUCUACCUUAUCUUCGAGAGGACGAUCCUUGAAGACGGCAAAUCGCAAUCUGAGCUUGCCAAACAAGAGUUGAACCACACAUCUCGUAUCAUCCUUGGCAUCCAGCUCGGCCUCGUAGCGCUUUCCAUGAUUGUCACGAAGAGCAGCGUUGGCUACUUACAAGCGCGCCAGGGCAUACCAUUUGGUGUCCUGACAGUAACACGAGCAACACUGUUCGCCUCGCUUGUGGUGCCACAACUCCACGGUCUCUAUCCCAACACCCACUACGUCCACCGCCUUGUAGUCAUCUUCCUCCAGUUCGCACCAACCUUUAUCAUCCUCUCCAUCUCGUACGAAGGUCUCUUUUACUUUGCGUUUUGCAUGUGCCUCUUCAGCUGGAUGCGCCUGGAGCACCAGGUAUAUCUGCAUAACACGGCCGAUGCUUCGACUACGGCCAUCACAUCGGAUCCGGCCAAGCCUACCAAGGACGCUGCGUCGGAUCGACUCAGCUCACUUCAGAGGGGGGAAUACAGAUCUCUGACCCUGGCCGACGCGCGCAUAGCUCUGUUCUUCAUCUUCUUUAUUCAGUCUGCUUUCUUCAGCGCGUCAAAUAUCGCCUCGGUAUCAUCCUUCUCGCUCGACGCCGUGUACCGUCUAAUCCCCAUCUUCGACCCUUUCUCCCAAGGCGCGCUUCUGAUCAUCAAGCUCAUGGCGCCCUUUGCCGCCCUCUCAACCAACUUUGGUCUCCUCAAUCGCGGCCUAGGCGUGGCGCCAUCAGCACUGUUCAUGGUGGUGAUGGCGGUCAGUGAUGUCAUGACACUGAGCUUCUUCUACAUGGUCAAGGACGAGGGGAGUUGGCUGGAAAUUGGGACAACGAUCAGCCACUUUGUCAUUGCAAGUUUGUUGGGCGUGUUUGUUAGCGGACUGGAGAUUUACAGUGAAUGGACUAUACGGGGCGUGGAGUUUGGCAGCAGCAAGAAGGCGCAGGGUAACGGGACAGUUCAGGGAAAAGCUAGUGGGAAAGCAGAGUAA